AUGUCGCAGCCAAAAAUCCCAGAUAGGGCCCGCAAGUAUAAGGAAGACCCGGCGCCUGUAGCGUCGCAGAAGAUGCACCAUCCCGACUCUCCCCACCAGUCGGUACCUUCACAGAGUCCGGCACAGGGCCACUACCCAUCGCCCCAACACCCAAACCCUCAAGGGCCUCCUCAGCACCAGUCUCCCUACAUCCAGCAAAUCCAAGGUCCCCCACCGCCUCAACAGCAACAAGAGGUUCCUUAUUACUCUCAGCACCACCAGAGUCCCUACAGCACUAACAGUGCACCGAGUAACUACUCGUCCUCAGAAACCCCAGAGCUCAUGGCAGCCGCAACGAUGAAUCGCGGUGGAUAUCCACCCAUCUCGUACCACACCCCGCAGUCAAACUCACCAGCAUCUGUUCAGUCUCCACAGCACGACCAGCACGGCCGCCCAAUCUAUGGACAACCGCCUAGCCAGAUGCCUCAGUCAAUGUACUACACGCCAUAUGCUUCGGCCCCAGUACCUCAACAGUCGCCUUACCAGCAGCACCCUUCAAGUGCGCCUCAGCAACCAAUGGCGUCGCAAACACUGCUCAUGUCCCACCAGCAGAACCAGCAGAUGCAUCACCAGCAACAGCAGCAUCCUCAGACUCCUGGAAUGACUGGAAGUCCAAAGUCGCGAAUGUCGCAGACCCCAUUGCAGCGACCACCAUCAGGGCUUGGCCCGCCACAGGCCCCGCCUCAAGGUCCUCCCGUCGGUACUCCCAACAUGCACGCUGGCCCUCCCGGAGGACCCAAUGUUAACCCUAAUGCUGCGCCUGGUCCCAUUCCUGCCACUACUCCGCUUGUUGUGCGACAAGACCAGAACGGUGUACAAUGGAUCGCGUUUGAGUAUUCCCGCGACAGAGUUAAGAUGGAGUACACCAUUCGUUGCGACGUAGAGUCUAUCAACGUUGACGAGCUCCCGCAAGACUUCAAGACUGAGAACUGUGUAUACCCGCGCGCUUGCUGCGCCAAAGAUCAGUACAAGGGCAACCGCCUUCAUUACGAGACUGAGUGCAACACCGUGGGUUGGGCACUAGCGCAACUGAACCCAUGCUUGCGCGGUAAGCGUGGUCUUAUCCAGCGAGCCGUCGACAGCUGGAGGAACAGCAACCAAGAUCCUCGAUUGAGGAGCCGGCGUGUACGAAGAAUGGCCAAGAUGACCACGAGGAAAGCCCAAUCGGCUUCACAUGGUAACCACAUGGCUGGACCAGGUGGACCAGGUGCUCCUGGUGUUCCAAACUCUGCCGGAUUAGCAGCACCACCCCGACAACCGAACAUGGGCAUGGGCGGUCCCCAGAUGCAUCAUCACCAUGACGGACCUGGAGGGCCCCACGGAGGACCGGAUGAUGUUAGCGCCAAUGACUACGGUGAAUCGCACACUCAUCAUCACCAAGCGCCAAACGGGCAACAGUCACCUACCGACGGGCGUCCCGCUCAGAGCUUUUACCCGAAUUUCCCAUCGAGCGACUCCGUGGCAGGAUCCAGUGGCAUGCCGCCGAUCCACGACGGAUUGAGCCAUCCUCCGCCUCCAUCACACGCAGCAGGCGUACCCGUCUCAAAGCAGCAAGAGCAAGACGAAGAAGAGCGAAAGCUAGCCAUGUUCGGUGACUUACCUGACUCGAAGCGCCGCAAGUUCAUUCUUGUAGACGACGCGCAACGAGGAACUAGGGUUCGUGUGCGAGUUACUCUCGACACUGUCAAGAUGGAGGAGAUGCCCGACUCUUAUCGCAAGUCAAACUCAGUCUUCCCUCGCAGCUACUUUGCUAUGCAAAUGACUUCUCCACCUGCCAGCCCUCGUGGCAGCAAGGUCUUCGCUGAUGAACCCGAUGUGGAAAGCGAUCCCAGCUUUCCUCUCGCUGGUUCUACUGUUGUUCCUGUCCCAACGCUCGAUGGCGAGACUCGUGUACCGAAGCCGCGUCUCACUAGGGCGAAGCGGUCGAAGGAGAUUACGCUCAACGAUCUUGGUUACCGCAUGAGUUGGAGCCAGAGCCGUGUCUUCGCAGGCAGGACAUUGUUUCUGCAAAAGUCUCUUGAUGCCUACCGCAACAAGAUGCGAAGCAGCAUGAUGGGCCAAGGCCAAGAUGUUACCCAAGUAGCGCCACAUUUCGAGACUCGUGUCGGAAAGAGGCGGUGGAACGAAAGAAUCGAGAAGAGCAAGAAGGCGAGGCGCGAUGGCUCUCCUUAA
Molecule: messenger RNA, 2211 nt
Organism: Alternaria burnsii
Lineage: Eukaryota; Fungi; Ascomycota; Dothideomycetes; Pleosporales; Pleosporaceae
Exons: 5
Coding region: 1-2211 (736 amino acids)
Source: RefSeq, a predicted model, not a curated record